AACACAACAGAAAAGACUGCAGCCCCCCGCCUGCACGCAACCAACCUCCCUCCGUCAAAUUUUACAAAUGGCUGAAUCGGAAUCUAUUUUCUGAAGUUAUAAAUUUCGUGAACAUUACUAUAGGUAGCUCAUUAGUUUUAUGAGUGUUUUACAGUGUCGUUGCAUUGUUCGUAUCUUUCGUAAUACAUUGAUACAUAUAAUGACGAAAGGAAGAUUGGUGAAAGCAAGAGUGAAGCACAGUUAACCGUGACAACACAUAACCUCAAUUUGGGUACAAAAUGGAGCUACCGCAGCCUCCACAAGAUCAAGACCUACGCAACAUCAUCGACAAACUUGCGCAGUUUGUCGCUCGAAAUGGCCCGGAGUUCGAGAAGAUGACCAAGAACAAACAGAAGAAUAACCCCAAGUUUAGCUUUCUGUAUGGCGGGGAAUUCUUCAACUAUUACCAGUACAAAGUGACAACAGAGCAAGCAAUUCUAAAGCAAUCGGCCGGUGGCCAGCCGGCUCCAGCUCCCGCCGGGGCUUAUAUGGCACAGAACAGGCAAUAUGUAAUGCCCCAACAGGCCGGCGCGACGGCCGCCCAGCUCGGGCUCGCGGCUUCGAUGGCGGCGGCGCCUGCGCUGCAGCAGUGGCUGGCGGCCAACUCCGCGCCUGCUCCUCCUCAUACCAACACAGAAGUUGACAACGUGAACACUCAGAUAGCACUUCUAAAAGAGCAAAUCACUCAAUCUGAGAAUAAUCUGAAUGCUCAACACACGGUGUUGAUUCAACAACAACAGGCUAAGAUCAAUGAGCUGGUGAGCAAAGCGCAAGUGGAGACCAUCCAGAUAAUGGCUGAAGAAAAUAAUAUCAGCCUCACUGAACUGGAUGCUAUUCUGCAACCAAUAAUUGACACUUGUACUAAAGAUAGCAUUUCGUCAGGUAAAGGCUGGAUUUUACAGCAUGCCACAUCAUUUGAUGCUGGCAAAGUGAUUUCGCAGCAUCUUCUUCGUAAAGUCACUCAACCAGGAGCAGCAUUCACUCAGAAGCUUCACAUCAUAUACCUUGUCAAUGAUGUCCUCCAUCACUGUGCACGCAAAAAUGCUGAAGAUCUCAAGAAAAAUUUGGAAAAUGUGGUGGUUCCCAUGUUUUGCAAUGCCAGUAUAGCCGUCACAGAGGAGCAGGAGGCUAAGUUAAACAAGCUACUCCGGCUCUGGGAGUCCAAGUCCAACUAUUUCGAGACAUCAGUCAUAGACAAGAUGAAGAGUCCCACCAGUUCAUAUCAAGAGUAUCAAAAUAAUUUGAUCGCUCAGCACUCCAAUGCAAUCUCUCAUUUGACACAACAAACUAAAACAACUUUUGAAAAUUAUCAAACACAGCACCAAGCAUUCGUUUCGCACACAAUGCAACAGAUUCAGCAAUUGGAAAUGCAAAAGCGGGCUCUUGAACUGCAGAAUCUGGAACAAAAAGAAAGUAUGCAACAGCAAAACAAUGUACCGAAUAAUUCGUUUCAAAAUAAUAAUUACGAUCAGAAUUUUUCACAAAUGGGAAAUUAUGAUCAAUGUAAUAAUUCAUACAACCAACAAUACGGCAGUGAAAGCGGCGACAACUAUGCUUCCAACAACAGUUUAAGUGGUAACGAGAACAGUUAUGACAGUCAGACAUUUGACCAAAUGACCAGUCAUAAUAAUAAAAAAUUGGAAAAAGAGACUGAAGAACCUGACUUAUCUAUUUUGCCAAAUAUAAAUUUCUCGCAACCUCCGCCUGGGUUCGAACCUGCAGAGAACUCUGCACUACGAGCAUUCCAAAAUGGUCUUCCAGAUCUUAGUAAGCCUCCACCAGGUUUCCCACCGUUCCCAGAAAUUAAUAAUGAAGAUUUGAUGCCCUCAGUACCAUAUUUUGAAUUACCUGCAGGAUUGAUGGUGCCUCUUAUAAUGUUGGAAGAUGACAGGUACAAGCCGUUAGAUCCAGCGCACAUCCGGCUGCCGCCGCCCGCGCCGCCCAACGAGCGGCUGCUGGCGGCCGUGGACGCCUUCUACGCCGCGCCCAACCACGAGCGACCCAGAGACAAUGAGGGCUGGGAAAAACUCGGUCUAUAUGAGUACUAUAAAGCCAAAAAUGCAGCUAGGAAAAAUAAAGAGGAGGCCAUUGCGCAAGGCAGGAGAGAGAAGUCAAAAUCUCCAAGUCCAAUCCCCAAGGAUCUUCAGAAACAACCCACACCGCCUGGCAGAAGAUACAGAUCAAAGAGUCGAACACCUGAAAAACCAUCACCAGCAAAAUCAAGAUCGAGAACACCGUCUCCCAGAAGAAAAUCAUCUUCUUGGAGAAGAGACAGAGAAAGAGAUGGUCGGCGAAGAUCUCGGUCGCGGUCGCGCAGCAAGUCUCGAGAGCGCGCUCGCGAGCGCCGCGCCGAGCGCGAGCCCUCUCCGCCCAGCUUCAUGGGCAGUGGAAACUCAUUCCCAAGCACGUCAGGUGGCAUAGACUCUACGAACAAAGGGCAUCAGUUGCUGCAGAAGAUGGGCUGGAGCGCCGGCGGCCUGGGCGCCUCCGGGCAGGGCAUCGCCGAGCCCAUCAGCGGGGGCGCCAUCAGGGACAAACAAGAUCAGUAUAAAGGUGUUGGUGUAAAUCUUAAUGACCCCUAUGAAAACUUCAGAAAGAACAAAGGUGCAGCAUUUAUUACAAGAAUGAAGGAGAGAGCUCUAGAGCGGUCAUCGUGAUUGUGGCUAGAUAUGAUUGGUGUAAAUGUGUACAAUGAGAUUGUGUGUGAGAUAAUGAUUUAUUUUAACUAAAUCAUCAAUAAACUUUAUGAAUUUUA
Plodia interpunctella (Indianmeal moth) is the source of this 2794-nucleotide messenger RNA. RefSeq names its product calcium homeostasis endoplasmic reticulum protein (gene scaf6). Gene Ontology annotation, biological process: intracellular calcium ion homeostasis; RNA processing. Gene Ontology annotation, cellular component: perinuclear region of cytoplasm. Gene Ontology annotation, molecular function: RNA binding. The record is from RefSeq and is a predicted model, not a curated record. The transcript has 14 exons. Bases 279 to 2696 code for a protein of 805 amino acids. Lineage: Eukaryota; Metazoa; Arthropoda; Insecta; Lepidoptera; Pyralidae.